Molecule: messenger RNA, 2586 nt
Organism: Empidonax traillii (willow flycatcher)
Lineage: Eukaryota; Metazoa; Chordata; Aves; Passeriformes; Tyrannidae
Gene: KLHL6
Product: kelch like family member 6
Exons: 7
Coding region: 46-1878 (610 amino acids)
Biological process (GO): B cell receptor signaling pathway; germinal center formation
Molecular function (GO): protein binding
Source: RefSeq, a predicted model, not a curated record
UUUUAGAUUGAAGCACCAACAGAAUGAGACGGGGCUGGCCAGAAAAUGGGGGACACGCUGGAGAAGAGCUCUGAGGAGCCCGAGAUCUCUUUGGACAAUGAGUGCUCGACGAAAAUGGGGGACCUGGUGGAAGUCUCGAGCAGUGAAAAGGUCAAGUUUGAUGAUGCAGGUCUCUCUCUGGUGCUCCAAAACGGCCUGGAGAACCUUCGGCUUGAAAAUUCCCUGACGGAUGUCAUCCUGUGCGUGGACAGCAGGGAAUUCUCCUGUCACCGUGUGGUCCUUGCUGCAGCAAGCAAUUAUUUCAGGGCCAUGUUCUGCAAUGAUUUAAGAGAGAAAUAUGAAGAGAAGAUCAUACUUAAAGGAGUUGAUGCAGAAACCAUGAAUAUACUCUUGGACUACACCUACACCAGCAAGAUGCUCAUCACAAAGCAAAACGUACAAAAAGUCUUGGAGGCCGCCAGCCUCUUUCAGUUCCUUCGCAUGGUGGAUGCUUGUGCCAGUUUCCUCACCGAGGCCCUCCAGCCGGAGAACUGCGUUGGCAUCCUAAGGCUGGCUGAUGCCCACUCCCUGCACAGCCUGAAACAACAAGUGCAGAACUACAUAAUCCAGAACUUCACCCAGGUCCUGAACUACGAGGAGUUCCUGGAGCUGCCGGCCGACAUCCUGUGCAGCACGCUCAAGAGCGACGACCUGUAUGUCACAGAGGAGGCGCAGGUGUUUGAGACUGUGAUGAACUGGGUGCGCUACAAGGAGUCAGAAAGGUUUUCCCUCCUGCCGUACGUGCUGGAGAACGUCCGGCUGCCCCUGCUGGACCCUUGGUACUUCGUAGAGACUGUUGAAGCCGAUCAGCUCAUUAGACAGUGCCCAGAUGUCUUUCCUUUGCUCCAGGAAGCAAGAAUGUACCACCUGUCAGGCAAUGAGAUUAUUACAGAAAGGACCAAGCCCAGGAUGCACGAAUUCCAGUCUGAGGUGUUUAUGAUCAUAGGGGGCUGUACAAAAGAUGAGAAGUUUGUAGCAGAAGUGACUUGCCUGGAUCCUUUGAGGCGAAGCCGCCUGGAAGUGGCAAAAUUACCAAUCACAGAGCAGGAGCCGGAGAAUGAGAAUAAGAAAUGGGUGGAGUUUGCAUGUAUUACCCUAAAAAAUGAAGUCUACAUAUCGGGUGGCAAAGAAACAAAGCAUGAUGUCUGGAAAUACAACGCCUCCAUCAACAAAUGGAUACAAAUUGAGUAUCUAAAUAUUGGGCGGUGGAGGCAUAAAAUGGCAGUGCUGGGUGGCAAAGUGUAUGCCAUUGGCGGCUUUGAUGGCAUGCAGAGAAUCAACAGCAUGGAAGCUUAUGAUCCCUUCCAUAACUGCUGGUCAGAGGCCGCUCCCCUCGUGGUCAACGUGAGCUCCUUUGCAGCAGCAAGCUACAAGAAGAGGCUCUAUGUGAUCGGGGGAGGGCCUAACGGGAAGCUGGCGACGGACAAGACCCAGUGCUACGACCCUGCCACCAACACGUGGAGCCUGAGGGCGCCGAUGCCGGUGGAAGCCAAGUGCAUCAACGCCGCCAGCUUCCGUGACCACAUUUAUGUGGUGGGUGGAGCAAUGAAAGCCCUGUACUCCUACAGCCCCCAGGAAGACACAUGGUGCCUGGUGACUCAGUUCACCCACGAGAGAGCCAGUUGUGGGAUUUCUCCUUGCAACAACAAGCUGUUUAUCACCGGGGGCCGAGAUGAAAAGAACGAAGUCAUUGCAACAGUGCUCUGCUGGGACCCUGAAACUCAGAAGCUGACAGAAGAGUGUGUCCUGCCCCGGGGGGUGUCUCACCACGGCAGUGUUACCCUCAGGAAGUCUUACACACACAUCCGUAAGAUUGUGCCCGGGGCAGUUUCUGUCUGACCGCAGGAGAACUGCAAAGAAACCCGGUGGCUCCGUGGCACAGACUGCAGUGAGGAUGGCUUUUAGCUGCAGGGAGCAGUGGGGGGAAACACCUCCACAGGCCCUCUGGGGAGUGUCUGUAUAUAUGCUCAGCCCUUGCAUUUCCUCUGUACAGUACAUCCUUAAAUUAUCUUAAUUCCUUCCCCCCACAGAAAAAACAGGGACCAGCUGUAGUUUAUUCCUGCCGACACGAUACCUCCAAUCAGGUGAAGAAAUGAGACGUGUAGGUGGGAAAUUUACUUCCCAGCUCUAUCUACCCUGAAAUGUGCUUGAACUGGCUCAGCCUGGUCCCAGUGUUUCUUCAACUAUUUAUUGUGUUAAGUUGGGUUUGCUGCACGUAGUGUAAAAGAGAAGAUGCUUUUUGGAAUGAAAGAUUUGUCCCUAUGGUGAAACAUUGUUUCCUCUAAAACUGUGCUUUUCUUCCAGUGAUUGGCUGCUUAGAUUAAGUUUGAACCGGUUUGUGUGUUUGUUUGUUUGUUUGCUUGUUUGUUUGUUUGCUUGAAGAUACUUCAGUGGCUUUUCAGUUCUGGGUGACCAAAAAAAAAAUCCUCCUCAGUUUGCAAACCUUGCUGUCAUUCCCAAAAUAGAGACUGCACAGGUUGCAAAUGUAAACGAACGCUAAUCUGGUUCUACUGAACAUUCACCGUAGCUGUUUUCUAAUAAAGCAGA